AUGGUUCUAGAUCACAAACAACCCAACACUCCUCUUCAAACCACCAUGGUAACAUGGCAGCCCCGCCGCAGGAUCUCCCUAUUCAGACGGCGGAAAGUCCAAACGGUGAGGCUAGGCGGCAAGUCACCACGGCGGCGAUUAAUUGGCGGGAUAGUGAGAAUAUUUAGAAGGAUGCGUGUAAAGUGGCUUAAAUUACAAUAUAUUAAGCUGUUCAAACGGCUUAAAGAACAUUAUAGAAACCUUGUGAAAGAUCUUAUUGAAGCUGGUGCUACCGUUGAAACUUUUCACCAACGGCUUUUUAUGGAAAGCACUUUUGCUAUUCCUCUUGGUGUUAACUUAUCUACUUAUCCUUCUCGUUUUGGAUCUGAUCACCCUCGAACUAUCUUCAUGUAA
Messenger RNA from Lathyrus sativus (Indian pea), 393 nucleotides. Lineage: Eukaryota; Viridiplantae; Streptophyta; Magnoliopsida; Fabales; Fabaceae. The record is from the annotation of a GenBank genome assembly.